This is a messenger RNA of Cooperia oncophora, 222 nucleotides long. The record is from the annotation of a GenBank genome assembly. NCBI's taxonomy places the organism in Eukaryota, Metazoa, Nematoda, Chromadorea, Rhabditida, Trichostrongylidae.
AUGUUCAGAAGCGCUGAUGUCCGCAACCUGAGCUUCCCUGAGAUACCUUUUAUCUCUGUAAAUUGCUCCGAAGGAAGCCUCAUCCCGAUAGAUGACAACAUCCUUGCAAACCUUACUGCAAGCUAUUUCUACAUCCACGCUCCAAACCUGAUCACAAUUGACGGAAUGAGAAGUUUUGUGAAGAAUUUGGCAAGUAGGAAGCAAAAGGUCGAACAUGGAUGA